AUAAUAAUUAAAAAUUGAAACUUGCACUUUAACAAUUAACAAAUUACCUUUAAUAAUUCUAAUAUUAGAAACGUUAUUUAAUUCCAAAGUCGUUUGUUAUACUGAUACGUAACUAUGGAUUAUGUUUAUAACAACCCUAUACGACAAAGAAUUAAUAAAAUCUUCGAUAGCCAUAUUAUAACUGAUAAUAGCGAAGCCUUGUAUACUGUGUCUGGAUUAUGUUCUUCAAAUUCAUCAUACACCCGAAGAGUUUUGGUUAAUGAAAUCGAAAAAAAGGAUUUAUUAGUGAACAAAACUAUUUUGAAUGAAUAUAAUAAAGUUAAGGAUAAAUUGCAAGUGUUAAUUGAUUCUUUAAAUUCUGUUGACAUUGCAGUUAAAGAUAUGUCAAAUAGAUUACAUGAAUCUAAAACUAAAACUCAUCACAUCAUUGCUCAAACGACGAAAUUAAAAGAUGAAAGAAAGAAAACAAAAAAGAAAUUAAUGUGGGUGGAUGCUUUUGUAAAAAAUUUCCAAUUAUCUCCAGAACAAAAUAAGAACCUUUUCAAUUUAUCUCCACUCACUCCAGAUUUCUUUAAUUCUCUAGCACAUAUUGAGAAAUUAAAUAAUAACUGUAGAGCACUUGUGAAGUGCUGGUAUCAAACACCCGCAUUUGAUAUAAUGGAAACUGUUGGACUUCAACAAGAAGCUGCAAUUGAAAAAUUAUACCAUUGGACAAUUGGAGCAUGCUUAAUUGUAGACUCACCAAAUAAUGCUCUAGUUCCGAAAGCCUUAGCUAAGUUUGAAAACAGACAAGUCUUGUUUUCAAAUAUAAUUGAUGAAUAUUGUAAUGCAAGAAAAGCAACUGUUGUACAGUUAUUUAUUGAUGUUUUAACUAAAGGUGGUGAGAAUGGGUCUAAACCAAUAGAAUUUUAUGCAAAUGAUGCUAAACGCUAUAUUGGAGAUAUAUUAGCUUGGGUUUAUCAAAUAAUACCUAUUGAAAAAGAAAAUCUGUCUAUUCUUCUCAAAUACUGUUCUAUGCCUGAUAAAGAUAUUAAAAUAACUGAAGCACUUACAAGUAUAUUGGAGGCUUUGUGCCCACUUCUGAAAGUCAGAGCAGAACUUAUACUUAAUCCAGAUAAAGAUCCACUGGUUCUUUGGGCUAUUACAAACUUAAUAAUUUAUUAUAAAGACAUUAUACAACUUGUUAUUGCAAAAGGUCACAUGAUUGACACUUUUGACGAACUUUCAAAAAAAAGUGAGGAAAUUUUUCUUGUAACCUUAGACAGCAAAAUACAGAAAGAAUUGAGUCAUGGUGUCAAAGCACCUCCAUCAGAUUUAAAUCCAUCUGUUGUUGUUACUGACUUAGUGAGCUUCUUAAGGGAUUUGAUGAAUGUUACAAAUAACACCAACUACACUGAUAAAAAGAUUAUAAUAACACAUAUUUUAGAUCCUCUUUUGCAUGCAAUAAAUGAAACUGCAUGUCAUUUGAGCUCAACUGAUAUGUCUGUUUAUACAUUAAAUUGUAUUUAUCAUAUUCAAUGUACUCUUUCUUUAUAUGCUAUUUUAGAUGAAUAUAAUGAAAGACUACAAGCCCAAUCAGAGGCUCAAGUUGAUACCUUAACAUCUGAACAAGCUAGUUUUCUUGUUGCAAAUCUAAAUAUGGGGCCUAUUUAUACCAUUUUACAGGAAAAGAUUGAUGGACCACUUUCAGCAAUACCUGGAAUGGAUACAAAUUCAUUAAAAACUUUUUUGAAUAAGUUUGACAUGUUCUUGGUAACACCUGAUGUUUAUAUAUUGCCCCAAUUAAAUUUACUUAUAAGUCACACUCAUAAAUCAUUUGUGAAGAAACAAGCAUUUGAAGUUAUAAUGGCUAUAUAUGAACAAUUAUAUCAAGCUAUACAUGAUCCUAAAAAUGGUUACACUGAACCUCAAAUAAUAGUGCGAAGAACCCCUAAUGAAGUUAAAAAGUUACUGGUUUAAAGUGUAAUAAAAAUAUAAUCAGUUGUAAGGCACAUUUAUUUUCUUAUUG
Molecule: messenger RNA, 2008 nt
Organism: Vanessa tameamea
Lineage: Eukaryota; Metazoa; Arthropoda; Insecta; Lepidoptera; Nymphalidae
Gene: Cog6
Product: conserved oligomeric Golgi complex subunit 6
Exons: 1
Coding region: 115-1959 (614 amino acids)
Biological process (GO): intra-Golgi vesicle-mediated transport
Cellular component (GO): COG complex
Source: RefSeq, a predicted model, not a curated record